Cyclopterus lumpus (lumpfish) is the source of this 1770-nucleotide messenger RNA. RefSeq names its product short chain dehydrogenase/reductase family 42E, member 1 (gene sdr42e1). The record is from RefSeq and is a predicted model, not a curated record. Gene Ontology annotation, biological process: steroid biosynthetic process. Lineage: Eukaryota; Metazoa; Chordata; Actinopteri; Perciformes; Cyclopteridae. Gene Ontology annotation, molecular function: 3-beta-hydroxy-Delta5-steroid dehydrogenase (NAD+) activity. Bases 187 to 1347 code for a protein of 386 amino acids. The transcript has 3 exons.
GCUCGAGUUGGCCGUUUGUCGACGGAUUUUGCGUAAAUUACGUAACAAACAGCACGCACGCUCGGACCACGGAAGUGCACGCGAGUUACCAUCUCGCCGGUGCUAUAGCAGAAUUUUUUAACAUUGAUACUCAGCGGACAUUGCUUUGUUUUCUACCCGCUAUAGUUUGAGAUUCCUCCACCUGUAAUGGAAAAUGCCCGUACAGACACGUUCUUGAUAACUGGGGGAUGUGGCUAUUUGGGUUAUCGCCUGGCAUGCUCCCUGCACAGAAAAGGAGCCAAAAUAAUUCUGUUUGACACGGUCCCGCCGAAACAAGAAGCGCCGGAGGUCUUCACGUUUGUUCAAGGAGAUAUACGCGAGUAUGCACAAGUCGAGGAGGCCAUCGCUGGCGCGGACUGUGUAUUCCACAUCGCCUCCUAUGGCAUGUCCGGCAGAGAGCAGCUGGACCGCCACCUGAUUGAGGCAGUGAAUGUUCAGGGCACGGAGAACGUCCUGAGGGCCUGCGUGGAGCACGGAGUGUCCAGGCUGGUCUACACCAGCACCUUCAACGUGGUGUUCGGGGGCCAAGUGAUAGAGAACGGGAAUGAAAGCCUCCCUUAUCUGCCUCUCCACCUUCACCCCGACCACUACUCCAGAACCAAGUCGCUGGCGGAGAUGGCGGUGCUGAAAGCCGAUGGCGCGGCACUACCGGACGGCUCCGGGGUGCUGAGAUGCUGUGCGCUGCGUCCAGCCGGCAUCUACGGGCCCGGUGAGCAGAGGCACCUGCCCAGGAUAGUUGGCUACAUAGAGAAGGGCAUCUUCCGGUUUGUCUACGGUGACCCUGGCAGCCUGGUGGAAUUCGUCCAUGUGGACAACCUGGUGAUGGCACACGAGCUCGCCGCAGAGGCGCUGACCCCGGAGAAGCAGCACCGCUCUGCUGGCCAGGCCUACUUUAUCUCAGACGGAAGGCCUGUGAAUAAUUUUGAAUUCUUCAGACCUCUGGUAGAGGGCUUGGGCUAUCCUUUCCCCAAACUGUGCCUCCCUGUCUCGCUCAUCUACUUUGUUGCCUUUCUCACGGAAAUGAUCCACCACCUCAUCGGGCCCUUCUAUAACUUCCAGCCGCUGCUGACACGCACAGAGGUGUAUAAGACUGGCGUGACGCAUUACUUCAGCAUGGCCAAAGCCAAGGCGGAGCUCGGUUAUGACCCCCGGGAGUACAACCUGGAUGAGGUUGUCCAAUGGUUCAGAAGCAGAGGCCACGGGAGAAAAUGUCACACCUCCUCCCUCGGUCGCUUGCUACGAGACAUCCUGUUUGUUUCCGCCUUUGUUGCUGUGGCUUUCUCUUUUCUUCCAGUCGUUGGUAUGUGAGGAGCAGCUGAAGCAAAAAUAUAAUUCUGAUGUUUACCAAAACGCCAUCGGCCCCUUAUCAAGACUGGUUAUGACAGUCUACAAAGUAUACAAAGACACAUUUUAUUAUUGAAUCAGUACGGACUGGCAGGUGCUUUAGACAUAAACACCUUUUUAAACUGGGACACCCAUAACAUGUCAACACAAUCCUAUAAUCUCUGUACCUUACUGUCUUAAUUUUGUAUUCUACGGCUGUUGUCAUUGUCGGACACCAUAUGCCAAAUGCUACCUCUUUUUUUCCACAACAGUUGGCUUUUGAAAGAACACCUCUGGGGACAAGGACCUUUGAUAACCUAAUGCAGACAUGUUUUUAGUGCUGUUGUUGUGGAAUUUGAAUCUAACAAAAUUAUGAAGAAUGUUCUGACAACUGCAAUGAAUAAACUC